AUGAACGAAGUGUUUUUCUCGGGAAUAGAAAAACCACGUUGGAUACUAUUUGGUGAUUCCUAUUCUGGUGCACUUGCAGCAUGGUUUCGUGAAAUGAACGAAGAUCUUACUAUUGCAGCAAUUGUAUCAUCUGGUGUGGUUCAAGCUGAAGUCGAUUAUUAUGAUCAUACCAAAAAUUUGGAAUAUGUAUUGAAGGAGGAGAAUGCACCGUGCGCUGAAACUAUUCGAUUGGGUAUGAAAGCACUGAUUGAAAAAACAUAUACCGCAGAUGGUAGGGCAGAAUUAGGAAAGGUUUUUAACAUGUGCGUACCAUUUACGGAGCCAUCAAUAUCAAAAGAUAUACAACUUUUUCUUGCAAAUGUUUUGUCUUUAUUUGGUGCUUUUAUACAGUAUGCAGGAGGAUGUCGAAUUCCCGAUGUGUCUUAUUUUUGUAAUCUAAUAACGCAUGGUGGUGACACAGAUGUAUCGUAUCGUAGUUGGCUAUGGCUUUCCUGUACAGAACUUGGCUUUUUCAUUACAACAGACAAUGGAAAAAGCAUAUUUGGAUCAUCUGUAUCACUUGAUUAUUUUAUCGAUAAAUGCAUGGACGUAUUCGAUGUGCAGUAUGAUGCGGAACGUGUUCGUGAUGGCGUACGCAAUACAUUGCGUACAUUUGGAGGUUAUGAUAAUUAUAGAGGUAGCAAUACGAUAUUUGCAACUGGUUCAUAUGAUCCAUGGAAAUCAGCUUGUUGUUUGAAUUGUACUGAUAUUACAAGAAAUGUUUACUCUUUUAUAAUUGAAGGUGGUUCUCAUUGCAUUGACACAUGUCCUGUCAAUUUCAUCAAUUUACCAGCAUUAGAUGAUUAUCGAAUAUUUCUUGAUGAAAAAUUAGAAAUGUUUAUUGCGGAAAGCUCUACAACCAAUGAUAGUUACAAUAGCAAAAACAAUAAUAGCAAUAACAAUAAAAAUUAA
Brugia pahangi is the source of this 951-nucleotide messenger RNA. The record is from the annotation of a GenBank genome assembly. NCBI's taxonomy places the organism in Eukaryota, Metazoa, Nematoda, Chromadorea, Rhabditida, Onchocercidae.